Molecule: messenger RNA, 1461 nt
Organism: Phycomyces blakesleeanus NRRL 1555(-)
Lineage: Eukaryota; Fungi; Mucoromycota; Mucoromycetes; Mucorales; Phycomycetaceae
Exons: 5
Coding region: 1-1461 (486 amino acids)
Biological process (GO): lactate metabolic process
Molecular function (GO): heme binding; L-lactate dehydrogenase (cytochrome) activity
Source: RefSeq, a predicted model, not a curated record
AUGUAUAUAUAUGUAGAUGAUCUAUGGGUUAUUCUGCAUGGAAAGGUGUAUGAUUUGACAUAUUUCUUGCCUGAACAUCCUGGAGGACAAAAGAUUAUUCUCAAGUAUGCUGGCAAAGAUGCCACUUCAGCAUUUGAACCCAUUCAUCCUAUCGAUAUCAUUACUCGACUUUUGCCUGCCGAAGUGUGCAUGGGAUCCAUUGACCCUGCUGCCCUGAAGGGCGCAACUAAGGAAGAGUCUGAGGAAGACAAGUUGAUUAGAAUUGCCCGAGAAAAAAUGCCCCGUUUAGAAGAGAUGUACAACUCUUUUGAUUUUGAAAGCGUGGCAAAGAGAGUUAUGAAACCCGAUGCCUGGGCUUAUUAUUCUUCCGGUGCGGACGAUGAGAUCUCCAUGCGUGAGAACCACAACGCAUUCCAUCGCAUCUGGCUGCGUCCUCGUGUGAUGGUAGACGUCAAGCAUGUUGAUAUGAGCACCACUAUGCUCGGCUGCCCGGCCUCGUUUCCUCUCUAUAUCACUGCCACCGCCUUGGGAAAGCUCGGCCAUCCAGAGGGUGAGAAGGUCUUGACGAGAGCAGCCGGAAAGACCGGUAUUAUCCAGAUGAUUCCCACACUUGCAUCCUGCUCUUUUGACGAAAUGGUCGAUGCCAGACUUGAUAAGCAGAACCAAUGGUUGCAGCUCUAUGUCAACGAAGAUCGUAAUAUCACCAAGCAUCUUGUCCAACAUGCCGAGGCUCGCGGAAUCAAGGGCUUGUUCAUUACUGCUGAUGCCCCUCAACUGGGUCGUAGAGAAAAGGAUAUGCGCCAAAAGUAUGCCAACGAAGCACCCGAUGAGAUUACUCGGUCUGAGAUGUCGAUGACUCGAAAUGAAGGUGCCGCUAGAGCCAUCAGUACAUUUAUUGAUCCAGCUUUGAACUGGAGUGAUAUUCCUUGGUUUCAGAGUAUCACAAAGAUGCCAAUUCUUAUCAAGGGUGUACAAUGUGCCGAGGAUGCUGUCUUGGCUGCCAAAUAUGGCUGUCAGGGUGUCGUUCUGUCCAACCACGGUGGUCGUCAGCUUGAUUUCGCACCCUCUUCGAUCGAAAUCUUGGCCGAGGUCAUGGAGACAUUGAAGCGUGAAGGUCUGGACAAGAACUUUGAGGUCUACAUUGAUGGUGGUAUCCGCCGUGGAUCUGAUAUCUUUAAAGCCAUUGCACUCGGUGCCAAAGGUGUUGGAAUCGGUCGUCCUGCUCUCUUUGCCAUGUCUUCUUAUGGUGAUGCUGGUGUCGAACGUUUGAUCAGCCUCUUCCAGAAUGAACUGGAGAUGUGUAUGCGUCUCAUGGGUACACCCACUAUCAAGGAUAUUAAGCCUGAAAUGGUUGAUAUCCGUAACAUCAAGGACCACUUUGUAGCAAACCCAACAGAUUACCUUGCUGCUGGUGCCUACGAAAGAAUGCAACCCAGAGGUGGCAUUAUAUCCAAGCUUUAA